ACAGCAAGGAGUCAUCAUGCCCGGUAGUCCUGACGUAUGGUCCUAGGGCUCAGGUUCUCCGAGAGAGAGAAAGAAAGAGAGAAGGAGAGAAUAGAGCAAGAGCAAGAGACAGUCGUAGAGCAAGAGACAGUCCAGCAAGCAGCAACGACAACCAAAUCUGCCAUUGAUGACCAAACCAGCCAUCGACUAAUGAACCCUGUUCGGGUAGAGCUGAACGAACGAACCCUGCUCGGAAAGAGCCGGACGAACAAACAUUGGCCACUGCUCCAUGAAUGAAUCAACUGUUGUGUUAGUUUGCGCCGGUGUUCAUGGUUAUGCCUAAAUCCUAGGCCCUUAUACGUUUCUAAUCGGACCGUAGUGAUACUGUGUAUUGUCCUUGUUGUAAAAGCUGGAUUUAUAAUCAAGAACUUUUGAUUGUACUUUGGCCUGCCUCUGUGGUUGUUUGCCUUGGGGUAAUGGCCUCUGUCAAAAGCCACUAAAAUUGUGUUCAGCUGUCUAUCUGAUUGACAAAGGUGACCAUAACAUUGGACUUUACAACACAUCUUAUGUAAUUAAUUUUUAAUUUAGGAAGUGAAAUACUCAAACAACAUUUAUUUAUGCCAUUGGAUGAUUCAUGAUGUCCCAACAUGAUAUCAUAGCAAAACGUCAUCCUGUCACGUUUAAAAAAAAAGGGAAAACUUCACAAUAUAUGACAUUGUCAAUACAUAGCAUUUAAUGGCAAGAAAUGUGCGUCACAUGCUUGACAUUUUUGUCAGUACAUUGCAUUCAAUGGGAAAAAAUGGUUAAUGUCCAAAAAAUCCCUUCUCCAGAUUGGUGCUACCAGUCCCAGGUUACAUGUGGUGGCAACUGCACAGGACCUGAUGGUUGGAGAACGGUUGCUGUGGCAUGUGGCGGAAAAGCCCAGUCCCCCAUUAACAUUGUGACAAGAAGAACUCUACCAGAUGGACGCCUUACACCAUUCACAUUCGCUGGGUACCAAGAGGCCUUCCACGGUCUCAUCACAAACAAUGGUCGCACUGUUCACGUGGACCUGCCUGCCACAGCAAAAGUACAGGGUGGAGAUCUGGCGGUGCCAUACAAGGCAGUACAGCUCCACCUGCACUUGGGCAAGGAUGGAGGCCCUGGAUCAGAACACACCAUCGAUGGAGAACGAUAUCCCAUGGAGCUGCAUAUAGUACAUAUAAAAGAGGAGUACAACACUUUGGAUGAAGCUCUGAAAGACCUUGCAGGGGUUGGAGUUCUAGGAUUCUUUUAUGAGCAAUCGGGAAGCUCCAACAAAAAAUACGACUCCAUCAUAAAUGCUCUGAACACAAUCAAUAUGCCCAGCUCCAACACUACCCUGAGUGAUGUGUCCCUGGACAUGUUCAUCCCCUCUCAGAGUAAUAUGACCAGCUACUUCCGCUACCAGGGCUCUCUUACCACACCUCCCUGUGAAGAAACUGUAGUUUGGACCGUGUUCAAAAAUACCAUUCCUCUCAGCAGGCAACAGCUUGAUGCAUUUUCUCGGCUUCAGUUUGCUGAUGGAAAGCCUAUGGUAGGAACCUAUCGCCCAGUCCAGCCGUUGAAUGGUCGCCUGGUGUAUCGCUCUGGAAGUCAAGUUAUCUUAGUCAGCACUUUGCUACUCAUCACCUCUGUGAUAUCAGCCAUUGGACUCCCACUGCCCAAAUAAAUACUAGCAUAUUUGGAUAUGUGUAUCAGUGAAUUAGAGAGUGCCCAAUAUUAUCAUAAUCUCAAAUGCAACACUCUAAAAAAAUGCUGGGUUAAAAACAACCCAAUUCGGGUUCUUUGGUUACCCAGCACUGGGUAAAUAUUGGACAGAACACAAGCUGGUUUAUUUUGACCCAGCCAGUGGGGUUGCAUGAAUAACCCAACAUGUUGAGUGGUUGGGAUUACCCAAACAUGGUUUUAUUUAACCUUCAGUUUAGUAUUUUUUACUUUCAUGCUGGGUUGACCUAUAAACUGGGUCUUUUUGAAUGUAAUCCUUAGGUUAUUUUCAGGAGACGUGGUUUAUUAGGGAAUGGCUUUCAGAUAGAUCUUAUUGGACACCCGUGAGAGUAAAUGUCAUUCCUCUUCAUGUUAAGUUUACAUACUGCACAUUUCAUCUUAACAUUUUGCAUGUUACACAUUCUUCUAGAAUAUUAAUUCAUUAUUUAUUAGAUAUUAUAAUAAGGUGGUAUCCAUCCCAACAAUGGGAUUUGCAGAGGCUUUUAAGGAACUCAUACACUUCUGUAAGCCUCAAUGAAGCUACGAAAAUGUCAAUGUUCAACCUUAACAUGUGAUAACUAUACGACAGAACAGAUUAACAGGAACGAUAUUUACUCUCACGGGUGUCUAAAAAGAACUAUGUGAAAGCCACUCUCCUACUAAACUAUGCCUUCAGUCUCAAUUACCCAGAACUAAUAACCCAGCAUCAACAUCCCAAACAACCCAGAAUAUGUUUCUGUAU
Molecule: messenger RNA, 2446 nt
Organism: Salvelinus fontinalis (brook trout)
Lineage: Eukaryota; Metazoa; Chordata; Actinopteri; Salmoniformes; Salmonidae
Product: carbonic anhydrase 4-like
Exons: 7
Coding region: 725-1669 (314 amino acids)
Cellular component (GO): plasma membrane
Molecular function (GO): zinc ion binding; carbonate dehydratase activity
Source: RefSeq, a predicted model, not a curated record